AUGCGCUCGUAUGCCACUCGGACGCACGGUGUGUGCCAGUGUGUUGUGUGUGUUUGUGCGCUGAACGGUUCACGCGAACAUUCGGACGUGCAGUUCGUUCCCCAUUCGCCCGGCGCCGCUCUAUCCGGCGGCUAAACCAGCCAGCAUCCCGCAGCACCGGAGGAAAAGCCAGAAAUUAUGGGACUGCUGAUUAACGUGAAAGCGCUCACCUUGCUGCUGCUGCUCCAGAUACCCGCAAUAUCUGCGGUCAGUUGGGAGGAAUGGUGGACGUACGAUGGCAUUUCGGGUCCGGCCUUCUGGGGCUUAAUCAACCCGGAGUGGUCAUUAUGCAACAAGGGUCGACGACAGUCUCCCGUCAACUUGGAACCUCAGCGACUGCUGUUCGAUCCAAAUCUACGCAUCUUGCACAUAGACAAACACCGGAUCAGCGGCACGAUCACCAACACAGGCCACAGCGUUAUCUUCACCGCGGACAACGAAACGUCCUCGGCGUACGGUACGCCACAAAUACCAGUGAACCUUACCGGUGGUCCACUCUCCUAUCGCUAUCGAUUUCACGAGAUACACGUACACUACGGGCUGCACGAUCAGUUCGGUUCGGAGCACAGCGUGGAAGGAUACACGUUCCCAGCGGAGAUUCAAAUCUUCGGCUACAACUCCCAGCUGUACGCCAACUUUAGUGACGCGCUGUACCGUGCGCAAGGUAUCGUGGGCGUCGCCAUACUACUGCAGCUCGGCGAUCUUUCCAACCCGGAGCUCCGCAUGCUGACCGAUCAGCUCGAAAGGAUCCGGUACGGUGGGGAUGAGGCACCGGUACGCAGAAUAUCCGUGCGCGAUCUGCUGCCGGACACCGAACACUACAUGACGUACGAGGGCUCGACGACGGCACCGGCGUGCUACGAAACCGUCACCUGGAUCGUCAUGAACAAACCCAUCUACAUCACAAAACAACAGCUGCACGCGUUGCGAAGGUUAAUGCAGGGCGGUCCAGACCACCCGAAGGCACCGCUAGGCAAUAACUUCCGACCGCCGCAACCGCUGCUCCAUCGUCCGGUACGGACGAACAUUGACUUUCGAAACAAACAGGAAAAGGGGGGAAAAAUAUGUGCAACUAUGUACAAGGACGUUCACUAUAAAGCUAAUAGCUGGAAACACAACUGA
This is a messenger RNA of Anopheles moucheti, 1161 nucleotides long. It is a transcript of the gene CARPB, whose product is annotated as carbonic anhydrase-related protein 10. Gene Ontology annotation, molecular function: zinc ion binding; carbonate dehydratase activity. Lineage: Eukaryota; Metazoa; Arthropoda; Insecta; Diptera; Culicidae. The record is from RefSeq and is a predicted model, not a curated record. The transcript is spliced from 7 exons.